UUACUCUGAAAUAAAUUCCAUUGUGUUCAGGAGGGCUUAAUCCCAGUUAAGUGUCUAUUGUAGAAAACCUCCAGAAUCAAGUUACAUCUUCAUAAGAAAUUUUUAGAACCUAAGGUUGUGAUACCAGUGCUAUGAUUUAAAGGAGCCUUCUGCUACUUGAUGGCACUGAAAGUCUUGCUUUUGAUGGUUUUUCAGAGCAAACACUAGUCUAGUUUAUGAGUUACCUAUGGUUGAAGCCUGUGUUUUAACAAGUGCACGUAGCUCAGUGUAGUUAUAUAAAUUAUAAUAAUGAGACUGCUUGAUGAUGUAGAUAUUUUUCAUUAAGUGAAAGAGACAAGCCUGCUUCAUAUUUGAAACUUUUUUAAAAAGUGUGAUGCCUGGCCUGAUUGUUUGCUAUAAUGGGAUCUGAACAUUAGAAUAUGCCCUCAUUCAUAUAAAUAUAUGAAGGGACUGUUAAAGAUCCAGAAUCGAAUUUAUUAUUUGUGUGUUGCAUCAAACGUGUCUUUGUUUUAGAAUAUGAAAGUAUACUUGAAAUUGUUUCAGUAUAACAGUAAAGUGUGGAGGUAGCGUGCCUUAAAGGGGAGCACUGAAUGAAAGUGCAUGCCAUACAGAUUUAUGUUUAUACAUCUGAUAACUGUAGAACAUAAAGCAAAUGUCUAGGGGCUGCUUUACACAAGAUGAAAUUCCAUCACUCCUGUCACCCUCGUGCAGGAAGUUCAGUGUUUGUAGAAGUGUGCAGGCUUGUCAGUUUUGUCGCACGUACAUGCAACAGGAAGCCUUUGUUUUGGUAGAGAGUUCCUGCACCAUACUCACCUGUCACAGUAUGUCUCCCAAACAAGACAGUGGGUAUGUGGAAUUUCCUACAUCGAAGCAGUGCCCAGGUAGGAAGUGAGACCUCAUGCAUAAAGAGUUAUAGAUUGUUAUAGAAAAAUGUCAAACUUGCAAGUUAGGGCAAACUGUUGUGUGCAGAGACCUGAGUAGUGGGACUAAAUGGCUGCCAAUCUUCUAUUUCUUGCCAAUCUAACAAUUCCUCAAUCAUUUUGAUAACUAACAUGUAAAUUCCUUGUUCAAGUGUAUUACGGUUUUCUUGAAAUAUCAGCUGCUUCUGAAGUUGUUACACUAUUUCAUCCCUUGUUCACAUUCUUUUGUGAUUUUGGGGAAUGAAUAUCCUAGAAACAUCUGAUACUGCAGCACUGCUGAAGCCAAAAUGGUACCGAAGCUGGCAACAAUGAAGCUGGUGUGAAGAACUUGUGACUAACAGCUCUGUAUAGCUUACUGGGCCCUGAAUCUCAUUUUCUAAAUAGAACAGUGUACCUGGUACGUUCAGAAAGAAUGACUCUUGGAUUUGUACAGCUGUCCCCAGUACUGGGGAGGACUUUGCUGGUGUUGAUGGUGACUACUACUGUUAAGUGCCAUUGGCCCAGUGAAGCCUCAGAAGUUGUACGGGACUGGGAAAACCAGUUAGAGGCCUCCAUGCAUUUGGUGCUUUCAGACCUUCGAGAAAGUGUGCCAGCAGUGGUGGGAAUUCCAGACAGCUCUGCUGUAGUGGGUCGUUCCUUCAGAGUCACCAUCCCAACAGACCUUAUAGCUUCCAAUGGAGAAGUUAUCCAGAUUGCUGAAGCUGGGAAAGAAUCCUUGCCUCCUUGGUUGCACUGGGAACCAGAGAGUAGUACCUUGGAAGGCCUCCCACUUGAUACAGAUAAAGGCAUUCAUUAUAUCUCAGUGAAUGCAAUGCACCUGGUAUCGAAUGGAAGCUACGUGCCCCAGACUACCAAUGUAUUUUCUAUUGAAGUCCACCCUGAAGAUCAUAAUGAACCUCAAUCAGUGCGGGUGGCUUCACAAGAUGUGAAUGAAGCAGUACCAUUUGUGUGUAGUGCAGAGGAACCAGUCACUAUCUUGACUGUAAUUUUGGAUGCUGACUUAACAAAAAUGACACCAAAGCAGAGGAUUGAACUUUUGAACAGAAUGAAAACCUUCUCUGAAGUUGAACUUUAUAACAUGAAAUUAGUUCCUGUUGUAAAUAAUAGACUCUUUGAUAUGUCCGCAUUUAUGGCUGGACCAGGGAAUGCAAAGAAGGUGGUGGAAAAUGGAGCCUUACUGUCAUGGAAACUGGGCUGUUCGUUGAGCCAAAAUAGUGUCCCAGACAUAAGCAAUGUUGAAUCUCCUGCUAAAGAAGGUACAAUGUCUGCUCAUCUUGGCUACCCUGUGGUUGGCUGGCACAUUGCUAACAAGAAGCCUAAUGUUCCAAAGAGAAUAAGGCGGCAGAUCCAUGCUACACCAACACCUGUGACUGCUGUUGGACCUCCAACGACUGCCCUCCAAGAGCCACCAACUAGAAUUGUUCCAACACCCACUUCUCCCGCCAUUGCACCUCCCACUGAAACAACAGCUCCUCCGGUGAGAGAGCCUGUACCAUUGCCUAAGAAGCCCACAGUUACAAUUAGAACAAGAGGAGCUAUUGUUCAGACACCAACCCUUGGACCAAUUCAGCCAACCAAAAUGGUAGACGCAACCACCACUACUCCUGGCCAGAUUCGACCAACAAUGACAGUGCCAACAGAAGCUACUGCAGCAAUUACACCACCCACAACAAAGAAACCCAAAGGAACCACACCAAAACCAGCCACACCAUCCACCACUGAUACAAGUACAACACGAAGACCAAGACCUACCAAAACACCUCGCCCUCCAAAGCCUCCUCGGACUACUAAACCAACCCUUGUUGAACAGAAAACAGUUUCACCACCAACUCGCAUUCGCACCACUACAAUUGGAACUCCCCGUAUACCCAAUGAUCCACCACAACUGAAAAACCACAUUGACAGAGUAGAUGCAUGGGUGGGCACAUAUUUUGAGCUCAAAAUACCUUCAGAUACUUUCUAUGACAAGGAGGAUACCACUACUGAUAAAUUGCAACUCACCAUGAAACUAGAAGAGGAGAAGCCACUGGAAGAAAAUUCUUGGGUGCUGUUCAAUACUGCUAGUCAGCUAAUGUAUGGACUACCAAAUCGCACCCAUGCAGGCAGGCAUGAAUUUUUCAUGCAUGCCACAGACAAAGGUGGCCUUUCAGCUGUGGAUGCUUUUGAAAUAUUUGUCCAUGCUCUGGGGGCAGAUGAGGUACCUCCAGUUAAAUUUAAGGCCAAAUUUCAUGGAGAUCAUAAUACAGUAGCCAGUGACAUUAAUAAGAAAAUUAGGCUGGUAAAGAAUUUGGCUUUAGCCUUUGGAGAAAGAAACAGCAGUACUAUUACCAUAGAGAAUAUCAGCAAUGGCUCUGUUGUAGUUGAGUGGACAAACAAUACUCUACCUUUGGAUCCAUGCCCAGAAGAGAAGAUUCGCUCCCUGAGCAGAACAAUUGCUAAUGAUUCUGGUGUCCCAACUGCAGCUUUCUUUAAUCACCUAGAGCCAGAGUUUAAGCCCAUCAGCAUUUCUGUAGUUGGUGCUGGUAGCUGUAGACAUAUUCAGUUUAUCCCUAAGAUUAAAGAUGGACUUCCUGCAACUGCACCACCUACAGUUGUGCUUCCACGAGAUCCAGAAAAGACAAGUGAAGAUGAUGUGUACUUGCACACAGUAAUCCCUGCAGUAGUUGUAGCUGCCAUCCUGCUUAUUGCUGGAAUUAUUGCUAUGAUAUGCUAUCGCAAGAAGAGAAAAGGCAAACUCACUAUAGAAGACCAAGCCACCUUUAUCAAGAAGGGUGUACCAAUAAUCUUUGCAGAUGAGCUUGAUGACUCCAAGCCGCCUCCUUCCUCUAGCAUGCCCCUGAUUCUACAGGAAGAGAAAGCUCCUCUCCCACCCCCAGAGUAUCCCAAUCAGAAUAUGCCAGAAACUACUCCACUCAACCAAGACACCAUAGGAGAAUACACACCACUGCGGGAUGAAGACCCCAAUGCACCUCCCUAUCAGCCUCCCCCUCCCUUCACAGCACCCAUGGAGGGUAAAGGCUCCCGUCCGAAGAACAUGACCCCAUACAGGUCUCCACCUCCCUAUGUCCCCCCUUAAUGAACCAGAGACGCUUGCGGAGAUGGGGCCUAUAGUUCCACACCAGUGUUGUUGGUAGGGAUCGGUGGCCUGCAAAUCCGUUACCAACUAGAAAACCAACGUACAGACUCUCAAACAUUGCCUGGUCCCAGCAGGCCCUCUCCGAACGCGUUUGCUACACCAGAGUGCUCGUGGAACACUCGGGACACUUGAUUUUAUUUUUGCCUAACAGCUUAUGUUUUGUUUAUUCAUAGAAAAAAAAAUCUUCUUGGCUCAAAAAGUAUUUCUGACAGCAGGCGUCUCAAAGCAUCUUGUGCAAAGGGAGACUGGCUGGACAUGCAGGCAGCACUUGGGGUGGCACGCUGGGUCUCUGCUGUUUGCCUUUAAAACUAACUGUACUGUUUUUUCUAUUCACGUGUGUCUAGCUACAGGGCAUAACAUGAAACGUAGCCUAAAAAUUAAAUUCAGAGGAGUUUCUGAGGUCAACGUUAAGUUUUUACAUUUAAUUGCCGUUACCUGAACGUGUAUGUAUAGAUUUGGGGAAGGGAAAGGGAAAUGCUUUACUACAAAUAAGCUCAAGGGGUGUUUCCAAUGCCAACCAGGCUGAGGGACUGUCUUUUUUAUCAAAGGAAUCCUAUUUUUUCACACAUUAUACAAUUCAGUCAUCAGCUGGGGUCCUUUCUGCAAACUGUAGAAUGAGCUCCUGUCGCUCUAGCCAGCUGUUCCUGGUCAGAUGCCACAGGUUUCUUUAAGAAUGGCGUUUUGAUUGCUUUUUGCAAAUACAAAAAGCAGUUACACUGCAGUAUUGCUGCCCUUUGGAAAUGGGAGGCCUAACAGUGGUAUCUGCAGGCUGCAAAGGUCAUGGUGCUGUGCUGAGAUAUUUCUCCUGGAAGGCAUACUCUGGCUUUUGAAACACUCUUGAGAUAUUUUGGUGAAGAUGCAAUAUUUUUAUGUAGUGUAAUGCAGUUUCCUCACAUCAGACUCCUCCUGGACCACAGUAUUAGAACAGCCCCCCUUCCCCCAUUCCUUCUGGCUGUCCCAGCCCACUCCCCUAUCACUCUCCUCUGUGCGCACACAGACGCAAUAGUAGCUGCCUGGCGGUUGUCAAAAUAAGAAUCGCCAGAAGUAGUUCAUAGUAAAAAUCAGUGAACUCUCAGCUCUAAUUUUUUACUAAAUUUUUGAUACAGCCUCAAAUUGUUUUAUUAAAAAAUAAUUAAAAAUGGUAACGCUGCCAGCAGUUUGUAUGAGCUUAGCUUCUUAGUAUCAAUUCAAUGGGACUGACUGCUUUGCUCAGUUUGGAUUCUUUUUUCCUGUUUGGUCUUUCAUAGUCAUUGUUUUAAAUAUUAGAGCCAUGUCUAGAUUUCUUGCCUUUAAAAAGUGAACUUCCACACAUUUCUCCUGGGAAGUUGGAGUUACCCUCAAGGUCACUCCCAUGCCUCUUUUUCUUUAGAUAAAAUUGUUUUACGCAUGAAUUUUUUUCUUGUCCAUUUGAAACUAUUUUUGGUACAUUAGAGGGAGGAAAAACCCUUUGCAAUAAUGAGUCCAUCCCCUCCCCGGGGGCUGGGCUGCCUCUGGCUGACUUUGCACACAAAGCAGACACUUUUAAGCCAUAUUGACUGUUUUGCAAAGUAUGUUUGUGUGCUGAUAUGGCCAGUUAACACACUAGUGGAUGAAUGGCUACAAUGACCUUCACCUCUGAACUUGCUAGGGUGGCAUUUUCCUUCAAGCCCUUUUUUAACUACUUGAACAGGAUUUUGCCGAUCAAAACAAAUAUUAAUUUGGCUAUUGUCCCAUAUAGUUCUGCCCUCAGCUCCUGCCCCCUGAGGUUGGCUAGAGGAGUAUGUGUUGCAGUGAGGGUGACAGGAAAGAAUGCUUCCGGUUUUGCCUUUGUCUAGCUUUACAAGUAUAGAUUUGCCCUACAAAGUCUCUUCCCCCACUCCCUGCCUCCCAGUGAUUGAAUGUUGGCAUGUGUCUGAAAUGAGGAGUGGCAAUGGAUUCUCCUCCUCACACAGGAGAGCUGGUUGAGGAGAAGGGGAUUACCUGGCACCAGUUAGGGGACACUGCUUUUGAACAGACCCUAGAAAUAUGGUAGAAUCUCUCCUGCUCACCACCACUGCCUGCCUAGCUACCAACCAUGGCAGCACAGUGCCAAAAAUCUAUACUGGCAGGCCUGCAUUUCAGAUGUCUCCAAUUUAUCAACACACAGAGCCUCCUAAGCCCAAAUGCUGCAAGUUAGAAGGGCCUUCCAAACAGUGCCGUUGUCCCUAGCAACUGAUACCACUUUAGACUGGUCAUGCGCAAGCGCAAACGGUUUCAGGCCUGGGCCUACCUGUCACCAUAGAAACUGGAGGCGAAGGGGCAGUGAACAGAAUAAUAACAAUGGCAUUCUCAUCAGCCGCCUUCCCCCUAAGCACCAGUGCUGUUUGUUUAUGCCACUAGACACUGUAAUGGUGGGAGAGAAUCUUGUAUUAAAAGUGUUCACCAACCACUGAUGUGUUUUUAUGUCCUUAUAUAAUUAUUUUAAAAAUGUGUUUUCUGCAUUCUGUAAAGGAACAUACCAACUAAAUAAACCAGUGUACUUUACUACAAA
This is a messenger RNA of Varanus komodoensis (Komodo dragon), 6565 nucleotides long. RefSeq names its product dystroglycan 1 (gene DAG1). The record is from RefSeq and is a predicted model, not a curated record. The coding region runs from base 1333 to 3996 and encodes 887 amino acids. Gene Ontology annotation, molecular function: laminin binding; calcium ion binding. Gene Ontology annotation, biological process: morphogenesis of an epithelium; muscle attachment; axon guidance. Lineage: Eukaryota; Metazoa; Chordata; Lepidosauria; Squamata; Varanidae. Gene Ontology annotation, cellular component: basement membrane; dystrophin-associated glycoprotein complex; dystroglycan complex. The transcript has 3 exons.